AUGACGUUUCGAGGUUUCUUUACUACAAUGCCCACUGCCACGGUUCAAUGCGCUGUGCCCGAGCACCACGCGCCUGCCAAAGCGAAUGGAGCCGCAUGCAGUGGCUCCAUUAAUCCUACUUGGAUUCCCGCUCAAGUUAAAGAUGUCACGCCGAGAACCACUGUAUUUGAUACCGUAGAGGAGGCGCUUGAUGCAUUCUCGCGGGGUGAAGCCAUUGUUGUCAUGGAUGACGAGCGAAGAGAGAACGAAGGCGAUAUCAUUAUUUCCGCGAGUCAAUGUUCCGUCGAAGCCAUGGCAUGGAUGAUCAAGCAUACGAGCGGGUACAUAUGCAUUUCUCUUCCUGAGGAGCGUCUCAAUGAGCUCGAAAUUCCCAUGAUGGUCCCCAAUAAUCAGGAGCGACACAAAACUGCUUACACCAUCACCGUGGACUAUAAACAUGGAACCACAACAGGCAUUUCCGCCCAUGACCGAUCUCUCACAGUCCGCAAAUUAGUCGACCCCACUUCGACUGCGUCCGAUUUCAGUCGCCCAGGGCAUAUGGUACCCUUGCGAGCACAAAAUGGUGGCGUUCUAGAACGCAGAGGACAUACGGAAACUGGUGUCGAUUUGUGCGCCCUCACCAAUCAACCUCUAGGGGGUGUGUUAUGCGAGCUCGUGAAUGACGAUGCGUUGGGCACCAUGGCGCGGCGUGAUGAUUGCCGGUCGUUUGCCGAUCGAUGGGGCCUGAAAAUGAUCAGCGUGGAAAUGUUGGUACAGUACAGAAAAGCGAUGGAGAGCAGAGAUACUGCGAUAUCAUGA
Suillus paluster is the source of this 798-nucleotide messenger RNA. RefSeq names its product 3,4-dihydroxy-2-butanone 4-phosphate synthase-domain-containing protein. Gene Ontology annotation, biological process: riboflavin biosynthetic process; aerobic respiration. Lineage: Eukaryota; Fungi; Basidiomycota; Agaricomycetes; Boletales; Suillaceae. The transcript has 4 exons. Gene Ontology annotation, cellular component: mitochondrial intermembrane space; cytosol. Gene Ontology annotation, molecular function: 3,4-dihydroxy-2-butanone-4-phosphate synthase activity. The record is from RefSeq and is a predicted model, not a curated record. Bases 1 to 798 code for a protein of 265 amino acids.